Molecule: messenger RNA, 1828 nt
Organism: Linum trigynum
Lineage: Eukaryota; Viridiplantae; Streptophyta; Magnoliopsida; Malpighiales; Linaceae
Source: the annotation of a GenBank genome assembly
UUUAUCCUACUGUAGAAGGUUGGAACUUGGAAUCAUUAAGCUAAGUUGGUUAAACUUUCUGGUUAACAUUUUCUGUUUAAAAGAAGAUGGGUGAGUUUGCAAAACUGAAGUGUAAUGAUUAUGAUGGAAGUUGAGAGAAGUGGAGGAAAGUUAUACAAAAAUGAUAAAAGAAUACAUUUCAUAUGAUGGUCUUGUAUGUAAAUAUCGUAUGAAGUGAGAUGGUAACUAAGAAUGAAUGGAAAAUUAGUUGUAUGGUUUUCGAAUGAAGAGUAAAAUGUUGUGAUUGAACACUAUCAUAUUGGUCAUUUAGCUUGGAUUUAGUGCGUUACUUUGUUCAAACUUCUAAGUACAAUGUAAGUAAGAGGUUUAGUGAGAAAGUAUGAAGAAAAGAUUGUCUUUUUUUUUUUUUUGCCAAUCGAUCACUCUUAAAAAGAGGAAAAUCCACGAUCCCAGAUUACAAAGAACCUAUCGACUAUUGAACCAUAAAACAUAAUCAAACCCCUUAUGAAAGCGAGGUGACAACAACAGAGCAUGACGAGCUACUGAAUGAGCCACUCUGAAGAAAAAAUUGUCAAAAAAGCAUUCGGGACCGAUAAGCCCACGGCCCAUCAAUCGCUCCAAGCCCAAAACCCUAUUAUCAGGUUCCUUUCCCGUUUCCGUUCGCAAUCCCCUUUUAUCCAAAACCCAAAUUUCCCGAUAACCAUUUCUUCUUCCUUCUUUCCUCGAUCCGCAACAAUGGCGGCAACGACGCUGACACUAUCCUCCUCUUCCUCCUCCGCCGUCUCUUCCAUUUCUCUCCACAACCCAACUCCCCGUUUCUUCCUCCUCAACAAACCCGCCAACAGUAAGCUCUUUCUCUCCUCCCUCUCCCGCCUGUCCCUCUCAUCCACCGGCACGACGACGACGAUUACCGCUCCUCGCUCCAAUCCGGGCGAAAUCGACACUUCAUUCUUCGACGACGAAUUCGCAUCCGAGGAGGAAAUUGUCUUCGACCCUCCUACCCCGCCGGAAGGGUUCAUCGCCCCGCCGUACUUCGACGAGGGCCCGCCGGAGACCGAGGAUGAAAUCGCCGCCGCCUACGAGGAGCUCUACGGGCCGGCGUACAGCGGGGAGAGCUAUCUGGGCAAGGACAUUUACGUGAUGGAUUCGAAGGCGAAGAAGAUGACGGCGUUUGGGAAGGUGAAGAAGGAUAAGAUCAGAGACGGGUUCGAGGAGAGAGUGAUUCAGGUGCGGAGGGUGACGAAAGUGGUGAAAGGAGGGAAGCAAUUGCACUUCAGGGCGAUUGUGGUGGUUGGGGAUAAGCAAGGGCAGGUCGGGGUUGGCGUUGGCAAGGCUAAGGAAGUGAUUGGCGCUGUGCAGAAAUCCGCCAUUAAUGCCAGGAGGAACAUCAUCACUGUGCCUUUGACCAAAUACUCCACUUUCCCUCACAGAUCCGAUGGGAAAUACGGAGCAGCAAAUGUGAUGCUAAGGCCGGCCUCCCCCGGUACAGGAGUGAUUGCCGGAGGUGCAGUGAGAAUUGUGCUCGAAAUGGCUGGUGUGGAAAAUGCACUGGGAAAGCAGCUUGGAAGUAACAAUGCCCUCAACAACGCUAGAGCAACAGUCGUUGCAGUACAGAAAAUGAGGCAGUUCAGGGAUGUUGCUCGUGAGCGCGGCAUUCCAAUGGAGGAACUGUGGAAAUGAUGAAGAGACUGUAAUCUCCAUCUUGUAUCAUCUUUGAUUUUGUGCAGAGAGAGAAUUGGUCUGUACUCUGGCAGCUGAACAAAGUGUACUAAAAGAAGCACCAAAUUCAUUCCCUUCUCUUGAUCCGGAGUAAAAAACAUUGAUGGUA